Molecule: messenger RNA, 636 nt
Organism: Drepanopeziza brunnea f. sp. 'multigermtubi' MB_m1
Lineage: Eukaryota; Fungi; Ascomycota; Leotiomycetes; Helotiales; Drepanopezizaceae
Biological process (GO): DNA-templated DNA replication
Cellular component (GO): CHRAC; nucleus
Molecular function (GO): protein heterodimerization activity
Source: RefSeq, a predicted model, not a curated record
AUGCCUUACAACACCACCGCAAUCCCUCCUCGCAAGGAGCCUACUGGUACCACCCAGCUUCCUCUGUCCCGUGUCAAAAAGAUAGUCCAAGCCGACCCCGAUAUUCAAGCCUUCUCCAACGCCGCCGCUUUCGUUCUCACGAGGGCUACAGAGCUCUUCACCCAAAUGCUCGCCGAAAAGGCCCAUGAGGUCGCCAAGUCUGAGAAGAAGCCCCGUCGGAAUCUUCAAUACCGUGACAUUGCCACCGCUGUCGCCAACCACGAAAACCUCCAGUUCCUCGGCGACACCGUCCCCAAGACCAUGACCUACGGUGAGUAUCUGAAGCGCGCCGCCGCCAAGGCCGGAGCCAACAAGACCAAGACCAAUGGCGAGAGCGCAGUCGAGGCCGGACAAACCACCCUUGACGGCAUGAAGUCUGCCGCGGCCACAAACGGAACCAACGGCUUCGGCACCCAUGCUGCUAAGCUGGGUGAGGAGAGAGAAGAAGACGAGGAUGAGAGAGAAGAAGACGCUAAUCCAAACGAGCAGCUGAAGAAGGAGAGUCUGGGCCCGCGUUUGAGCUCCGGUUCUACGAUCUCGAAUCCUGCGACCUAUGUCAACGGCAAAGAAGGCAGCGAGGAUGUCGAGAUGAGCUGA